AUGGAACGUGCCCGCAGGACUGCACCGAUGCCUUCAUCUCGUCGCAAGACAAAUCCCGCUUCAACCUCCCCUCAAUCUACUCCAGAGUCCGUCCCAGAUCCUCUUCAGUCUGUGAGUCCCAGUCUGUCGAAUGAUUUAAAUAGCCCGCAAUCUGCACCACCUGCCCGGCGCUCCAGCAAGACUCUGCACCACAGCUCUAGCUUUUCGGCUCCCGGCUCAUCCCGUUCCGUUCAUCUCAGAAAGCGCUCAAGAACAAUGGAUGAUUUUGGUUCUGAAAACGGUGUCGAGGACAAUGACAGCCCUCAUAAAGGCGGCCACACGCUUCGUCGACGCGCUCGCGUUGACUACACAUUUGAGCAAAUCGACGACGAGGUCAUUGUCCCCAGCUCAACCUCGUCGGCGCGCACUAGGAAGCGCAGAUCUGACAACAGCUACGACUCUGAAGAGGUAAAUUUUCAGGAUGUUGGCCGCAGACGUGCUUCGCUUGAUUCAGACAUGACUUCCUCUCGCCGUCGCAAUCCUGCACGCAAGUCGUCUGCCGAGAGAGCCAUCUACAUUGAAGAGCCGGAAGAAGACGAACAUGAGGUCCAGGACACCAUUGAAGUUGUUGGUUCAUUAUCUGACGACGAAACUUCGGCUUCUGCAGCCGUCUCACACUCAAAUACUAAUAGCCAAAAUUCCUUGCCACUGGAUCCCAACAAGACCGCCUCUACAGAACCUGAGAAGCCCGCCACGGGUGAGCCCGCAGAGCAGGCAAAAGACAGCGCAAUUGCCCCCAACGCCUCCAAGUCUGAGCCUGACGAUGAAGACGGUGAAAAGUCUGUGGAUCAGCUGCGGCAAGAAGCGGGCGCUUCUACGCCAAACGGCGCCGACAUGAAGACAGCUGAGGUCGGUCAAUCAGAAGUCCAAAACGUCACAACAAUACCUGAGCAAUUGCCGUCCAAGCAAAUACCGGAAACAGAACCCUCUCAAGCGGACUCAAAUGCGGUGUCAACGAAGGAGGAACCCGUUGACGAAACGAGGGCCGUGGGUGCCGACGCUAUCCCUUCCACCACGACGGCUUCCAGUAAGACUGAUACGGUCGAGGGAGCUGGAGUUCAAAGCAAGACCGUCACUUCUACUUCUGCCAAUGAGCUUUCUGAAAAGGAAUCACCUUCUGAAAAGGAAGCAGAAAUGCCUUCCUCCCCGUCUUUGCAAAUUCAGAAGCAGCUGGACGGCUCUCCUAAUGGAGCUACAGCUGAUGUGUUUAUGGAUCCCAACGCCAAAGAAGAUACCAUGAUGCAAGAUGUUGUCGAUGAGGAGCCCAAGGAUGAGCCCAUGAAAGAAGCUCUACAGGUGAAGGCCACGGUAGAGUCCGCUUCACUCACGCCAGCCCCAGAAGUGAAGGUGAUUCCCGCCCCCGUCCGGGCCAGCUCUGAUGCUGCAACGGAAGCUGUCGGCGCCACCCAAGCCAAGACAAAGCUUCUUCCGUUCCAAAUUACUGCGCCUGCCCCAGUCGUUGCGUCAAGACCUCAGCCGACCCCUGUCGGUCGUUGGUCUUACCUGACACCUUAUGUUGAUGGGGAGUAUACUACGUACCCCGAGAAGAAGGAGUCUACGACUGAAGAUGAGACGCCCCCCGAAGAGCCAACGGCUGAGGACAAGGAUUCGAAUGGCAUGGAACCCAUGGUUGAGGACAACGAAGACGUGCCGGAAGCUUUCCCUGCUGAAGCACCUACUCCAGCUCUGAAUACACCUACUAGAGGCUCUCCAGUGCCCGAAUCCAUUGAGCCCACGGCGUCAAACUCGCCCGCUCCGGCUGCGGAUGAUGCAGAGGAUGGUGACGUCUCUGAUUCUGAUGACGUGGAAGUUCGACGCUUCUUCCGCUACAGGAAGCUACGGGACCCGGAAGAGUAUGUUUCUGCCGCGGAAAACUUUGAAGACAUGACAACCGCAGAGUUGUACGAACUUGUCGGAGCUGUCAACGUGUCUCUGGUGCAAUGGCAGACUGAGUGGACCUCUCUGGGCAAGAUCGUGGAUGAUUAUGAGAAUUGCCAGCGGCGUAGAGUCGCCGACGCAAAAUAUGAGACGCGAACACGUAAUCUUCAUCAACACGGCGUCAACUACGAAGAGCCCGAAUUCGUUGUCAAGGGCUACAAGGCCAAGGAAAGGGAGGUUAUGAGCGAGACUCGCUACCUUCAAGGUCAAGAUCGGAUCAUGGCAGCUGCAUACGGUUUCGAAUACGAUCCUCACCCGUCCAAGAUUGGUCGUCAAAAUCCAGAAACGCAACAGGUCGGCAUCAUGACACGAGGACGCUCACUUCGAAACCAACCUAGGCAGACGGCAAAGGCGACUGAAACCGAUGAAGUUACCGGUAAGCGAACUCGCAAGCCAGUUCAGUUAUUCGAUCCCGCCGCGCAAGACGUUAGCCGCAGCUCGACUCCAGCUCCGUCAAGAACCCGGCGGCGGAGAACUGGAAAUGGCGACGAUGACAUGGUUACUUCUAGCUUCAACGGAGACGCCAAUUCGGAUGUAGAUGAACCUCCGUCAAGAACGAGACGCCGCCGUGGUGGCCGUCCACUGACUUCUGCGCCUCAUCUGGGUGACGAUUCUGGUGCUUCGCAGGAUGCACAGGAUGCUGCUGACGAGAUCGCGCGCCCAAGUCGUCGCGGUCGCCAUCGGGCUGCCAUCCGCUAUGAUGAUGGCUUUCUCGAGCAAGAGGUGGAGGAAGAGCAGCAGCAGCAGAAGCAGCCUAAGCGACACCUCCUCACGCUCAAGAUACCGCGCGGCAAGAACUUCAGCGAACCCUCGUCUGCCAUCACCGACAAUGGCGACUCGCGACCGUCUACCGCAUCCUCCGAAUCGAGCUCCCACACUGCCGAGUCGUCGUAUUCCUUCCGGCCCAAGAGGCAAAAGAGAUUUCGCGACGACCAGGAGGAGGCCGAGGCGGCUGCUCAAGGCCCUCCCAAGAAGCGCGGGCGCCGUGUUCCCGAAGAGGCGGCGCCGACAGCAGCGGCUAUCAUCCCCGCCGCGGACACUUCGCCUGCCGCAGCGCGCAAAACUCCCAAGAUCAAGGUGGUUCGCGUCGCUCAGGCAAGCCGCACUGGAACACCCUCGUCUAUUGGUGGCGAUGCUGAGGAGCCGCGCAAGGAUUAUAAGCUAAUGACCAAGUCGGAGAAGAUGUCGGCUUCCAUGAAGAGUCGCUGGGCAAACGGUAACAUGGCUGGCGCCGUCGAAAAGCGAAAAGCAACGCUCGCGGCGAAAAAGGCUGCUCAAGCAGCGGCCGACCAGAAAUCGGGCACGACAACGCCCAAGGGCAACAAGGUGAAGCCGAAGAAGGAGGGCCCGCCCCGACAAGACUCGCAGCAGCCCUUGCCUCCGAGCACUCCUGGUGUGGGAGUCCCCUUCUCGGCCGCCUAA
Messenger RNA from Beauveria bassiana ARSEF 2860, 3399 nucleotides. RefSeq lists its product as uncharacterized. The record is from RefSeq and is a predicted model, not a curated record. The transcript has 2 exons. The coding region runs from base 1 to 3399 and encodes 1132 amino acids. Lineage: Eukaryota; Fungi; Ascomycota; Sordariomycetes; Hypocreales; Cordycipitaceae.